Molecule: messenger RNA, 438 nt
Organism: Rhagoletis zephyria (snowberry fruit fly)
Lineage: Eukaryota; Metazoa; Arthropoda; Insecta; Diptera; Tephritidae
Source: RefSeq, a predicted model, not a curated record
AUGUCAUCGUGUGAAGAGUACGGCAAGGACAAGGUGGUCUUCCUGACCAAAGAAGACAGCGCCAGAGGCGAGUCCAAAAUUGAGCUUAAGGACAUGCCGGACGACUACAAUCGUGGUCUGAUCAUGCCCAAUGGUGACAUCAACUUUGCCUGCCCUUGUCUGGGCGGCAUGGCCUCAGGUCCUUGUGGGUUCGAGUUUCGGGACGCCUUUAGCUGUUUUCACUACUCGACGGCUGAAGUGAAAGGCAGUGAUUGCGUUGACAAGUUUAUGGAGAUGCAAAGCUGCAUGACAAAGUACCCGAAUUUGUACUCGCAAGAGAACAAUGCCAUCAACCAGGAUCCAAGCGGGGCAGACCCACUGAACAUGAAAAGUCUCGAAAUGGAAGCAUCGUCUACCAACGAAACGUCAACCGAAGUUCAAACCUCAAAAGCGCAGUGA